AUCCGCUGCAUGAUGCCCGGCGCAGGCCAGGAUUCAGCACCCGUCCGAUCGCUGUCGGAUACGCCAAACGAUGCCUCUGCGUCGACCUCAGCCGUGGGACGGGCUGCCGAUGCGUCCACCAACGGCGGCAUCACCUCGUCGCAGCAGGGCACCACCUCGCUGCCCAACAUCGUGACGUUCGUGUCCAGCAACCGCACCAACACGGGCCGCAGCCUGGAAGCGACUCGCUCAUCAGACGCACCCCGACGCAGCCUCUCCUAUGCCCUGCGCCCACAUGCAGAGGUCUACUACGACUCGCGGGCCGGAACGCGCAGGGAGUGGAAGCGACGAGAACGGACGCUGCAGGACUACUACGGCAACAACCCCCAGCUGCUGCCCCAGCUGCCGUUUACGUGGCAUCACGGCUGGAAGCGCUGGCGGCUGUUUCUCUUUGCCUUCAUGGUCUUCUUCGACGGCUCGAUAGUGCCCAUCUUGCUCUACUACACGAUGCGAUACGCGGGCAAUGUCGCCGGCUGGAUCAUCUUCGCCGUCGUCACCACCAUCUGGGGCGGGCCGACAUACGUCGAGUUUGCCAUCAGAACGCUGCGCCUGAUGAAGAAGGAGAGGUUCUACCGUCCCCUGGGCACAGAGAGCCGCUGGUGCUUCGACAUCAUCAACUGGACGUCGGUGCUCACCAUCACUGCCGUCACGGCCCUCUUCAUCGUCGGCAGUGCGCCGCACGAGGUCUGGCUGCGCGUGCUCUGCAUGCCAGCUCCGGCCAUUCUGUACUGCAUCGGCGGCGUGCUGGCCCUGAUUACGCUGUUCCACUGUAUGAACUGGCCAGCUCCCUUCCGCCUGAGCUCUACCGGGAAAGGUGAAAAGGUUCUGCCGGGGGUUUACUACUUCAUCGAAGACGUUGUUGCAGUCAAUGCCGGCGCAGGUCGGCCAUUUCGAGAGGCUCUUGCGGCACGUUACCACGCCAGCCCCCGCUUUCGGACAAUGCUGCUCGUCCAGUCGCUGUUCUGGUCCAUUCCUGCUCUUGUCUUGGCCGCCGCCCUGACCGUCGUAGCUCUCCUGCAUCCCAUUCCAGCAACCGUGGCGUACGGAAUAUGCUGGGCCGUACCAUUUAUAUGGUGUGCGAUUUGGGGCGCCAUCACCGUUGUGUGGUGCAAGCGGAACAUGGUUCGGGAGAGACUGGAGUGGGAACAAGAGCAUCCUACCGAAAAACUCGAGGUCACGAGCAGCGAGCCUCUGGCGGCGGUAUAA
Molecule: messenger RNA, 1245 nt
Organism: Trichoderma citrinoviride
Lineage: Eukaryota; Fungi; Ascomycota; Sordariomycetes; Hypocreales; Hypocreaceae
Exons: 2
Coding region: 10-1245 (411 amino acids)
Source: RefSeq, a predicted model, not a curated record